GUCGGAUAAUCGAGUAUGGAUUAUGGUGCAAUGAAGCUGUUGCUAGCACUGGUGCUGGCCGUGGCCACGCUACACCCCGUCCGAGGGUUUGAUUUUGGUGAUCUUGCCAAAAAGACGGGCGAUGUAGCCAAGGUUGCCGUGAAGACCACCAAAACCCUGGUGGAAAAGGCUCCGGAGAUCUUUUCGCCCGAGCAGCUGCUUGAGUUUGGCAAGCAGUCGAUCGCCGGCGUGCCGCUGGAGGCGCUGGCCGCUACCAUCAACAAGAUUUGUUCCAUAGCCCUGCUGUCGAAUGCAACCGAGUCGGAGAACGCGGUCAACGUAACCGAAAUGAACUACGUGCUGCUGACCGAGGGAGACAACGUAACCAUCCCACUGCUCGAGUCCGACGACCUGUGGAGUAAUCCGCUGUUCAACGAUUCGCACGAUACCGUCAUCCUGGUCACCGGCUGGACGUCGAACAUCAACGGAUCCAACAAGGCCAUCGACACGAUCUACAACGCGUACCGGGCCCGCGGCGGGUACAAUUUUGUGGUUAUCGAUACGUCCGACUAUGUUGACACACUGUACACUUGGUCGGCCUUCAAUACUAACGAUCUCGGCGUGGAACUAGCGAACGGAUUGAAGGAACUGAUCAAGUACCUUCCGGUGGAGAAAAUUCACCUGAUCGGUCACAGUUUGGGGGCGCACAUUGUCGGUGCCGCUGGAAGACGCUUCCAGGACUUGACCGGACAAAUGAUUCCCAGAAUCACCGGACUGGAUCCAGCCAAUCCGUGCUUCAACGAAGGGGAAGCCUUGAGCGGAAUCUGCCGAGGUGAUGCCGAAUUCGUGGACAUCAUCCACAGCAACGCGAAGGUUCUCGGCAAGCGGGAUCCCAUCGGGGACGUGGACUUUUACCCGAAUGGUGUGGUAUCCGUCCAGCCCGGCUGCCUGAAUCCAUCCUGUUCUCAUGCUCGGGCCUGGGAGUUGUACGCGGAGACGGUCUACCCGGGGCAGGAGAACAACAUGCUGGCGGUCAAGUGCAAUUCGGUGCUGUCGCUGGACACCGGGGCCUGCCCGGGGAAGUCUAUCCCGCUGGGAUUCGCCUGUCCCAGGACGGCCAAGGGAAACUACUUCCUGAAGACGAGCGAUCAGACGCCGUUUGGGAAGAAGAGUAGCUGAGUGAUGUUUUCUUUGGAUAUAUUUAACGUUGCUAUCUAAGUCAAAUUGCUGAAAUAAUUUUGUUUAAUGAAGUUGCUACAACUA
This is a messenger RNA of Culex pipiens pallens (northern house mosquito), 1242 nucleotides long. RefSeq names its product vitellogenin-1-like. Bases 16 to 1158 code for a protein of 380 amino acids. Gene Ontology annotation, molecular function: lipase activity. Gene Ontology annotation, biological process: lipid metabolic process. NCBI's taxonomy places the organism in Eukaryota, Metazoa, Arthropoda, Insecta, Diptera, Culicidae. The transcript has 5 exons. The record is from RefSeq and is a predicted model, not a curated record.